Molecule: messenger RNA, 1824 nt
Organism: Trichoplax adhaerens
Lineage: Eukaryota; Metazoa; Placozoa; Uniplacotomia; Trichoplacea; Trichoplacidae
Exons: 20
Biological process (GO): mitochondrial transcription
Cellular component (GO): mitochondrial DNA-directed RNA polymerase complex
Molecular function (GO): DNA-directed RNA polymerase activity; mitochondrial promoter sequence-specific DNA binding
Source: RefSeq, a predicted model, not a curated record
AUAUCUCGUCUUCAGCUUGGAUCUGCGAUAGUAGAAAUAUUUCUUCGAGUGGCCAAAGUUAACGUUAACCUCAUGAAAGAAAAGGCAGAAGAGAAAUUUAUUCCUGCAUUUUAUCAUGUGUAUGUAUUUCAAAAGCAGCGUCAAGUUGGAUUUAUCAAGCCUCAUCCCAACGUUAUGAAACUAGGAAAAUUCUUAAUGGAAACUAGUAUGCUUCCUAUGCUAGUACCUAGUAGACCAUGGUUAUGUCACCAUGAUGGUGGCUAUGUAGCUACGCCAGCGCCGAUUAUGCGUUAUCGAGAAGAUUGCUUCGAUCAAGAUGUUUUACUAGCCAAAAGUUCACGAAAAUUAAGAUCUAUUUAUGAUAGCAUUAACUAUCUUGGAUCUUGCCCUUGGAAGGUUAACAAACGGGUUCUAGAUAAAUGUAUCGAAUGCUUCAAUGAAACUGGUAGUGAUAUAUUAGAUAUACCUGACCCAAGGCUAAUUCCAAUGCCGCCAUAUCCUGUUGAUCCCGACAUUGAGCCACAAGAGAAACGCAGAAUAAUUGAAUUACGACGUCAAGUUGCAAAGAAACAAAGGGAACAUCAUUCUCUUAGAAUGGAUGUUUUAUAUAAGUUAUCUGUGGCUAAGCAUUUUGAAAAUGACAUAUUUUGGUUACCUCACAACAUGGACUUUCGUGGUCGUGUCUACCCAAUUCCACCACAUUUAAGUCAUGUCGGUAAUGAUCUAUCACGCAGCCUAAUGUUAUUUGCUAUUGGGCGACCCCUGGGUACCGAAGGCUUCGAUUGGAUAAAAGUUCACUUAGCUAAUGUUCAUGGUCAAAUGAGCAAAGCAUCUUUAACCGAUCGUAUUAACUUUACCGAGUCACUGAAAAAUGAAAUUUUAGAUUCUGCCGAUAAUCCUUUCACGGGUGAUAAGUGGUGGCAAACUGGAGAACAUCCUUGGCAAACAUUGGCUACAUGUAUGGAAUUGGCAGAUGUUUGGAGAUGUGAUAACCCAGAACAGUAUAUAUCUUAUUUCCCCGUUCAUCAAGACGGUACUUGCAAUGGUCUUCAACAUUACGCUGCGUUAGGAAGAGAUACAUUAGGUGCCGAACAGGUUAACUUGGUAUCAAGAGGUAUUCCUCAAGACAUAUAUUCCGCUGUGGCAAGAUUGGUUGAAGAACACCGUGCAAAAGAUGCAAAGAAAAAUAAUUUCAACGCUCUGUGGUUAGAAGGAAAAGUUUCUAGGAAGGUUGUGAAACAAACUGUAAUGACUAUUGUUUAUGGGGUAACAAGAGUUGGCGGAAGGGAACAAAUUGCGCGACAACUUGAAAGACUACAAGAAUUAGAAAAUGAGGAAAGAAUUUUCACUGCAUCGCAAUACCUUGUACGAAUUGUUUUUGAUCAGCUUAGCAAGAUGUUUUAUUCCGCUAGACGAAUACAGGAAUGGCUAAAUGAUAGUGCGCGCCAGAUAGCGUCAGCAGGUAGCUUAGUAGAGUGGAUAACGCCACUUGGACUACCAGUACUACAACCGUAUAGAGUUCCUGUUUAUAAAGAGGUACACUUUAAUCGCGUAGAUGUUAAACCUCACGUUUCUAAGCAAAAGAUGGCAUUUCCACCCAAUUAUAUACAUUCUUUAGAUUCAACGCAUAUGAUGCUAACAAGCCUAGAGUGCCAAGCAUCUGAUACUACUUUUGUUGCCGUUCAUGAUAGCUUUUGGACUCACGCUGCAACUGUAAAUGAGCUAAAUAGGAUUUGUCGUAAGCAGUUCAUCAAACUUCACCAGGAGCCUCUGUUAGAAGACUUGGAGAAAUUUUUGUGCGCCAAGUUCGAUGGACAACUGUAA